AUGUCCUAUGUCUUCAUACAUGCCCUCAAUCUCUCACCGCUUCUUUCUCGCAUACUCGCAGCAGCUGGGAGUGUUGACUAUCUAGUUUUUUCCUGCCUUGCCUACUUCGUGAUCGAGCGUUAUGGGCGCCGGAAAGUGAUGAUGUCUUCCUCUCUGGCCUGCUCAAUAUGUUUCAUAGCCAUCACUAUCUCCCUGUCCCUAUUAGAAAACGGGCAUGGAGAUAAGUACAAACUUGGAAUAGUGGCUGUGUCGUUUUUCUUUGCUUUCUUUGCAGGCUUCGGUAUGGGAGUACUCGGUGUCCCAUGGCUAUACCCAACGGAGAUAAAUGCCCUGGAAAUGAGGACUAAAGGGGCGUCCCUGGCUAUGGCUACAAACUGGAUUAUGGUAAAGCCACAAUUUCUCAUCCCCAAUGGUUUAUGUUCAUCCUAA
Trichophyton rubrum CBS 118892 is the source of this 429-nucleotide messenger RNA. RefSeq lists its product as uncharacterized. Gene Ontology annotation, biological process: carbohydrate transport; transmembrane transport. Gene Ontology annotation, molecular function: carbohydrate:proton symporter activity. The record is from RefSeq and is a predicted model, not a curated record. Gene Ontology annotation, cellular component: membrane. The transcript has a single exon. The coding region runs from base 1 to 429 and encodes 142 amino acids. NCBI's taxonomy places the organism in Eukaryota, Fungi, Ascomycota, Eurotiomycetes, Onygenales, Arthrodermataceae.